Armigeres subalbatus is the source of this 2957-nucleotide messenger RNA. RefSeq lists its product as uncharacterized. The record is from RefSeq and is a predicted model, not a curated record. The coding region runs from base 154 to 2361 and encodes 735 amino acids. The transcript has 3 exons. NCBI's taxonomy places the organism in Eukaryota, Metazoa, Arthropoda, Insecta, Diptera, Culicidae.
UUUUAAAUCGAGAAUAAAUUUUCGGGACCAUGAUCGGUGGUAAACAUUGUGAAGAAAUUUAAAACAAUCCAAGUGGUUAUAGCCUGUCAUGAGACACUUGUCGAUAAUUUUAAAUAUUCCGUAAGGUGAUUGUUCUUGAGUGGUUCUAGGACGAUGGGACAACUUAACGUUGAAUGGUUGCAGCCUCGUAUUACCAAAGAUCGAAAUGAUGGCGUGAACGGCAGAUCAGACUCCGAUAAAGAGAAAUAUAAUACGCUUGGCAAUCAUAUCGCCCUGAGUUCUGAAUGUGUUAGGUACACUAAUAAUGAUAUGACUCUACAAAAACCUGAAUAUCCGAUCGACAAUAACAGGAGUAAGACGAAUUUACAGAAACUAGCUAAUUUGAUUCUCCAUAAAUCAAAUAUAUUUUAUCAUGGCAUGUUGUACCAUUUUUAUCCUAGCUGUAGAAGAGUUCACUAUGGACGUAGUGGCAAUAGUUACAGUUUUAUAAAUACAGUUCGUAUUUUAUGUUUCCUAUUAGUUCUGCCACCGGUUUUCGUUAAUGCUACCCGGUACAGUGAAAUUUCUAUUCUAUUAAGUGGAGAUAGCUCAACAAACAAAAAUGGUGUAUAUAGAGCCCCUGCAGUACUGAGCAAUGGAAAUACUAGCAGCAAUUUAACAUUAAAAAUAGAUGCCGUGCAAAAAGGAAUUGAUCAGCUUAUAUUAUUGUUAAACGGAAAUAAUAGCCCACAUGUCAUUAAUAGUCUCACACAGCAAAACGCAUUGCUCACAGGAAAUUUCACACCCCCUACUCAAGGUGACAAAAUUACAGAGUUGGAAAACGAGAUAAAGAAGAUGAAGGAAGAUAUAACGAAAUUGUUGGAAACAUCAAAUCUUGCAGCAGAAGACAGACAGCGACUUACUAGUUUGGAAUCAUCCAUAGAAGCGUUACAAAAAAUUCUGGAUAAUCAAAGGCAGGAAUUCAAAGACAAAAUAGAGGAAUUGGAUAAAAUUAUACAGGGAUUAGUUGAAACUAUAAAAGUUCUUAUGGAAGAAAUCGAUGUUCUCAAAAAACGUGCUGCUGAGGAGGAUGAAAAGAAAAGGCUGGAAGGAUUACCUUUAGAGUGCAUUGUAGCUGUAAAAAGUCACGAUUUUGUAACUGCUGAGAGGAAGCUUUACGAGAUUAACGAUGAUAGCAAGAUAAAUUUUAUAAUAAAUAAAGUGUACGAAUAUCAACAGAGUAAUUUUGACUUGGUACUCAAAUUCGGGGAUAGCAUUAGCGACAAGUACAAAAGUUUCCUGGUUUUCAAAGCUUUGAAUUACGAAACCUUAAGUAACGGCCAUAGAGAUGCUCCAAAAAUAAUCAAAUUAAUCGAAAGUUUAAGAAAGGGAAUAAUCAAUCAACAAAGUACUUCGUCUCAGUUGAAAAACAAGACACAAGUGUUUGAAAAUGAACUAUUCGGUUCACUGAAGCCCUUAGUAAAAGAAAAGUUGAAAAACAGUAUACUGAAUGAUCACGAGACAAACGUCGAAACUACUACGCUAUGCAAAAGUGUAUAUCGUAUCAGUGCUGAAUCAUUCAGAGAUUUGUUCACGUCAGUUGUUAAUGAAGUUUUUGGACGAAUAGAUAUAAAAACACUACUUUCUCGUAUUAGAAGCCAUACCUUCCUUGACCAAGCCAUUCUGGGAUAUGAUGCUGUAUUCAGAAACAUAAGAUACUCUAAUAACGAUUCGUUAUUUAGUCUUGCCUACUAUAUUAAGGGUGCAUUCGACUCAACUAGUUAUGCUGAACUUGAUGCUUUUAGUAAAUCUACUCUAGUUAGUAUAAGAAAUUCCUUACCAGUAUCUGUAAAAAAUGCAGCGUUUUCAUCAAAAGUUUGCAUAGUAAACGUCAUGUAUCCACAAAAUCUCUAUGCAUCUGGAAAAUACCUACAUGAUGGACCGAGACGUCACGUGUUUACAGCGAUGCCUGCCAAUAAUGAAGUUGGCAAUCAAGAAGAUCAUUGGACAUUGAUUCGAGUGAAUGACUAUUUCUAUAUUCACAACGUUGCUCAUCGGGAGUACAUGUACUCUCCUAGUGAUUACAAAGAUUUUAAACAAGGUAAAGACCGACGAAAGGUUUUCACAUGGACUGCGGGUAACUCAUUCGAUAGUUGCAGGUGGUAUAUUGUACCAAAUGGGAACUAUGUUAAAAUAAAAAGUGUUGAACGGUCAGAAUAUUUAUACACAUCGAAUACCUAUACACAUAAUCGGUAUAACCAGAAAAUGUUCACAUGGAUUCCCGGAGAGUUCGUAGGUAAUGGGUUAUGGUCGAUUGCGGAUUGUAGUGGUACUCCACAAAUUUAUUAUCAGUCUUUAGAAAAAAACGUUGAGAGAUUAUAGGACCCUAGGACUAAUGAGGGUUAUGAAAAUAUAUGUUUUUACCUUUAACACACUAAAAGAGCUUCAUUAUUUUUUUUUAAUCUUCGACCACCACUUGGCGUUUCCUUCGGGAGAUGUGUAACCUGCUACUGCGCCAGAAAAUCACCCAUUACGCGUCAUUGCUCACGGCGGUGGGGUCGCCUUACUCGAGUCAUCGGGUCACUGACUGUUAAGCCCUAAACGCAAUACAACGGAAUGGCGACGGAAACGGAAAAUUUGACAUAAAAUAUAUAGGCUAACUGUCAAAUUUUCCGUUUCCGUUUCCGUUCCGUUGUAUUGCGUUUGGGGCUUUAGACUCUGAUUGAUGGAGAACGAUGCUAGGCUACUUGCUUAUCAUCAACAUUAGGACAUAACGGUAGGGCAAAUGAUCCGAUAGCCAUGAGUGUUCCUAUAGUUGCGGUAGUACAGCAUGAGGAAUAUCUAAGAAUCAAACGCAGCAACCCAGUACGCCCUCAAGUACGCCCAAUAAUAAAUUGGUAUGUCAACAUACAAACCAAGUGAAAACAGCAUUGAUUAUCUUGAUAAACUGGUAAAUAUCCUUAAAAUACCUUACUAAA